ACAGUCGACGUCUUUCUCGUUUCAAACUUGGUAACUGUGCGUUAAAAUUCGACGUUUGGAUCUUCAAUAUCGCGGAUAAAUCCAAAUCGAGUCAUCGUCAAGCGGAAUUAAGAUAGUGCAACUUUUUAUAGUCUAUUAACUAUUAAAAGUCUGAAUCGGCUAGAUGAUUUCGAUUUGAAAAAACCCACAAUCAGCUAAGCAACGACUGAAACUCUCUGAAGAAACGAGAAGAAAAAAGGAACAGAGAGCGAUCGCUGGAAGAAGGGCAGCUAAAAACAGCAAAUUGAAUUAACCAAUCUUAAAAAGGGUCAAGGUACAUUUAUAGCACAAAUAUUACUUAAAGACGAUGGUAUCAGAAGGACAGCAAAAGAAAUAUGAUGAAUAUAAGAGUAUGCUGGAUGUGGAUACGCUGGAAACGGCUAGAUUGGAGCUUCGUGAGGAUGACAACACGAGAGACCAAGCGCUGGAGCAAUUUCGUCAUUGGAUCGAGAAACAUCCUGCGAUUAAAAAAUGCAGAACUGAUUCGUUGUUCCUACUAAGAUUUCUUAGGACGAAAAAAUUCAGUUUGCCAAUGGCACAAGAGAUGUUGGAACGGUAUCUCACUAUCAGGCAACUUUAUCCCAAUUGGUUCCAAAAUCUCGACGUUGAUGACCCGGAACUUAUGGCCAUCAUCGAUAACGGCUAUUUAGUACCAAUGUUAAAGCGAGAUCAGCACGGCCGAAAAGUAAUAAUGUCAUGUGCAGAGCGUUUCGACCCUAGUAAAUUCUCAUCUACACACUUGAUCCGGGUCCAUAGUAUGGUGGUGGAGACCUUGAUGAACGAUGAGAAAAGUCAAGUCCACGGCUACACAUAUCUCAGUGACGCGACGGGAUUGUCCAUGAGCCAUUUCAGCACGUUGUCUUUCAUGGACAUUCGUAAUAUAUUGAGGUGCAUACAGAACAGUACACCGAUGCGUCACAAGGAGACGCAUUUAAUCAAUGUACCCAACAGCAUAGCGAAGAUCAUCGAAUUCGGCAUGUCUAUACUAAACGACAAGCUUAAGUCUCGCGUCAUGAUACAUAGGAACGUACAAGACCUAAAAGAAGCAGUGGAUCCAAAGAUACUGCCGAAGGAAUAUGGCGGAGAAAUCUCGCUUUCGGAAAUGAUCGACGAAUUAAAGAAGAAGCUAAAACAGAAAAAAGAUGAACUCAAGGCCCUCGACGAUAUGUAUAUUGAAAUAUCGCCGAAAUAUUACCAAGAGGUUAACGAAGAAUUAAGCGGAAUAUGCGGUUCGUUUCGAAAAUUAGAGGUCGAUUAAGAGCAAUCUAUUUCUUUUCGAUUUUACAACUUUACAUUGUCAGCACCUCAUUUAAAUAGUUAUUUUCAUAUUAUAUGUGAUUACACGUCGUAUUAAUGAACAAGUGUUUUACCAAAAAGAACCGUAGAAAUAUAUUAUUGACACAGAGAUGUGAGCACGUUAAACGUAUGUACAAUUGAUUUAUACAUCAAUAAUUAUUAGCUGGUUUUAACUACAUUAUAGUUAUUCUUAGAUAUGUUUCUCUCUGAAUCGCUUUAUGAUAUAAACAACAAAAAAUAAAAUUAGGUAAUGUUAAGUAACAUCCUGGUACAAUCUGUAUAUGAAAUGUACGAAAAUUUACUUUGAUAUAAUAAUACCUCGAAAUGUUGUGUGUGUAUAGUACUCGUUUAUAGCUCAUAUGUACAUAAGUUUUCCUUGUAACAGUUAAGAUUUCGUAAACAUAUAAGAAUUAAUGCUCGUUCCGCUGGUGGUACCAAGUUACCUAUCAUCUUUAAGUCAUUAUCUUGAUUACUUUAAGAUUGUAAAUUGUGGUUUGACAUGCUCUUAAGCUCACCGUCAGCUUUCAGGAU
Messenger RNA from Mycetomoellerius zeteki, 1866 nucleotides. RefSeq names its product clavesin-1. Lineage: Eukaryota; Metazoa; Arthropoda; Insecta; Hymenoptera; Formicidae. The record is from RefSeq and is a predicted model, not a curated record. Bases 347 to 1297 code for a protein of 316 amino acids. Gene Ontology annotation, molecular function: phosphatidylinositol bisphosphate binding. Gene Ontology annotation, cellular component: membrane. The transcript has 6 exons.